AUGUGCUUCGAGUUCAGCUCAUGUUUCGGCGGCGGCAGAAAGGACGACUACGGCGGCGAGCGGUCCAACCAUGGCGGCUGUGGCGGUUGUCGCCGCGGCCACGGCCGCAGAGGGGACCGUGGGAACGACGCCUCCUACUACGGCGAAGCCGACCGCAAGCUGGCGCCGGCCUACGACCACCAGCCGGCCGUCUACGAGGCGGGUCGCAAGGCCCACCAUGAUGGCGGGCGGAAAGCUGACCACGCCUCAGUGGUCGCCGGCGCCGGUGGCCACGGCUAUUACGCCGCCUACGCACUUGACAAGGCCCACGAGACGCCGAAGCUUCUUGCGUGGCACAACAAGGUAGCGGACGACGCCGGCUACGCUUACAACACGUCGCGCCUCGGCCACCAGGCUGCGCCUGAUCAUAGGGAGCACGCCGCCAUGGAUUACCACCACUACGCAACCACUACUACCAAUCUCGUACGGUACUAG
This is a messenger RNA of Triticum turgidum subsp. durum (durum wheat), 474 nucleotides long. The record is from the annotation of a GenBank genome assembly. NCBI's taxonomy places the organism in Eukaryota, Viridiplantae, Streptophyta, Magnoliopsida, Poales, Poaceae.